AUGGCGGAGUCGCUGAGACAUGGGGAUGCCAUGUUCGGUGUGACUCAUGGUGGGAGCCUUCGCGGUGAGAAUGAUUUGGAACAGCAAGCAGCACAGACCGCCAGCGCGCCAGACACUUGCACAAUCUUCAAUGAUCUCACAGUGGCAGUUGAAAUCAAGUUAAGGCGAGGGAGCGGCUGGCAGCCGCUUUACCCCGAAUCAAAACUUGACGUGCCUGGAGACAAUGAUGACGUGUCGGUUCGAUUACGAGAUGCCGCUGGAGUUUGCGGCAGCUGCAAGGCAAUGAGUGGCGUCCAACUGGUGCUGUCUGAUGGCUUUGGAGACUUUGGUGCAAAAGCUACAGGAUACGCGCUACAUGAAGAAGCCGCGGCUGCAGAGGAAAAGUGUCAGCGGGAGAAGCGGCAAAAAGAAAUCGAGACGAACUUGAGUGCAGAAGUGACCAGAGCGACUCUUUGGAGACAAAAAUUGGCCAUCAUCAGCAUCUCGACCUUCAUCUCCGUCAGCCUGGGCGUCAUGUGCUUAUGCGCCGCGGCUUCUUACCUUCGCAAGACCGAACUGCAAGGCGUUGGCCUCGCUGUGGGGCUGAUGGUGCUGUGGUGCUGUGCCGCCGGCGGAGUCGGUUUACUCACAGACGCAGAACCCAACCGCCACGAUGCCUUGGAGCUGCAAGACCAGGUCCGGGCGGCGCGGCCGGAGCUCCAGGGCUAUGAGGAACGCGGGGUCCUGGCCAACCAAAAAGAUUUCAUUAGGUGGCUUGGCUGCUUCUUGAUCGUUCUCUUGGUCUCCGGUUGCAGCUUCAUGGCCAUGUUCGGAACCAGUUUGCGGGACGAGCACAGCAAGACCAUCGUCGUGCUGUGGGGGGGGACGAUUCUACUGCACUUCAUCGGUGGCAUCAUCUAUUGCAUCUCGGAAAAGCCCAAGGACUGCAUGGCGGCAGCAGGUCAUUGUUUGGUCGGCAUUUUUCUUUGUCCCUUCACUUGGAUAGAAAUGCUCCUGAACAUAUGUGGCGUGAAGAAGCCUACGCAGUUCAUGCUUCAUCCUCGGAAAAAGUCGUUGGAUGCAGCUGUCCACGCCACCCACGAACGCACCAUUGUGUUCGAAGGGAAUGUGCUCCCAGACCGGGACACUGUUUGCUCCUGGCCCGGGAAGUAUGCGUCCGCCUGGGCUGAGCUGGUGGCCGGUGCCCGCCAAAACGACAUCAGUGCUGCAGUAGUGUUUCUGCCCGAAGGCUCCCAGCACUUCGGGCUGCAUGAUCCAAUUCCUGCGAAAGAGGAGUUGCAGGAUCUGCACGGCGAGUGCUGGUGCACUCCACUUUAUGGGGAACAGAAGCCGUGGGGCUGCCGUUGGUGGUCGAAAUGGAUCGCCAACAUUGAACUGGCAGUCAAACAAAACGCCACCCUUGAGGUGUAUUACUUCAAUGGGAAGAUGGGUUUAGGCAAAGUGAAGGAUUUCACGACAGCCGGAGCAGAACAUCUACGCCGUGAAGAGAUCUUCCGCCGAAAAACUGUUUUCAAGAAGUCCGAAGAUUUCCGGAGUGCCUUUGAGGCUGGCCUCAGACACCUGUCCAAGGAGGAAGGCCCGGAUUCUUCUUCCCCAUUUUCUCGGGAGGAACACCGUCGUUUUUUGGCUUGGCUUCCGGAGGAAGAGCGGCAGAUUCUGGAGGAGUCAGAAGGCUUAGGCAAUUCGCAAAAAGCGGAAGUAGCUUGGCUGCAACGGCAGGGUUUUCCAUAUGUCGAGAAAGAGGUGAGCCAACUUGGCGGCUCAUCACCCAUGGCGACAGGGUGA
This is a messenger RNA of Symbiodinium natans, 1785 nucleotides long. The record is from the annotation of a GenBank genome assembly. NCBI's taxonomy places the organism in Eukaryota, Dinophyceae, Suessiales, Symbiodiniaceae.